This is a messenger RNA of Teleopsis dalmanni, 1114 nucleotides long. RefSeq names its product glucose-6-phosphate 1-epimerase-like. Gene Ontology annotation, molecular function: carbohydrate binding; isomerase activity. NCBI's taxonomy places the organism in Eukaryota, Metazoa, Arthropoda, Insecta, Diptera, Diopsidae. The transcript has 7 exons. Gene Ontology annotation, biological process: carbohydrate metabolic process. The record is from RefSeq and is a predicted model, not a curated record. The coding region runs from base 1 to 852 and encodes 283 amino acids.
AUGGUUGUUUAUUCUCACACAUCAGAGACCAACCAUUUUUAUCACCAAAAGAAUCUAAUUGAUGUGUUUAAAACUAAUAUUGUUGAACGUCUCAAACGCAAACUUGCGUCGUUUGAUGGUAAGAAGGCUAUACGUGGUGGUAUUCCAUUUGUGUUCCCGAUGUUUGGUCCAUGGUCCUUUGGCCCACAACACGGAUUCGCACGUAUCACUCGUUGGCAACUAGAAAGACCGCCAGAACGUUUACACAAUGGUGACAUAGAAGCUAUUUUUUCGUUAUCGGAUAACGAAUUUACACGUUCUAUGUGGAACUAUCAAUUUCAAAUAACUUAUCGUUUAAUUUUACGAGAAAAAGAAUUACAUUUUCAUAUUGGGGUCUAUAAUCCUAGUAAGGACUUGUCUUUUUCAUUUAAUAUGUUACUACAUACUUACUUGAAAGUUCCUGAUGUUCGUCGAUGCCAAAUUACUGGAUUGCACGGCUGCACUUUUAUUGACAAAACGAGAGACGGUACUGUAUAUCAGGAAGGCCGAGAAGUUGUUACAGUAGGUGAAUGGACUGAUCGUGUGUACCAUAAUACACCACAAGAACAUAUUAUUACAAAUGUUGUUUCUGGUAGAAAAAUGAGAUUACAAAAGUAUAAUUUACCUGAUACUGUCAUUUGGAAUCCGUGGAUAGAUCAAGCCAGAGAAAUCAAUGAUUUUGGAGAUGACGAGUUUCCCAAUAUGCUCUGCGUAGAGUCAGGACAUGUUUCAACGCCAGUUAUUUUAUUACCAGGAACAGUAUAUGAAGCCAGUCAAAUAUUGCAAAUAAUCAUCGAGGGAAAUGUUAGCAGAAAAACAAAGCGAAGUCGCUAGCGCCUAAAGAAUCGGAACCCAAUGAGGUAAACCGAUUCUUUUACAUACUCUAAAGUAAGAAGGAAAAUAUUAUCCAUAACGAAGUGAAACUGAACACAAUUUUAAGGUUUACUUUUAAGCGAACAGCAAUAACUUACGCAAUGUAAGCAGAUCCGAGUACAUUAUAAGAUCUGUAAGCAGAUCUUGACAUUAUUGAGCAAUGAAACUGUUGAUAAAUAUUUUUAAAAUGUGAUGUCUAUCAGAAAUCAUUCCUCUACUACCA